AUGCCAUCGACACCAUGGACUAAGCCGGACACAAGCACCCGCCCAAUCGCCGUCAUUGGCGCAGGCGUAAUGGGCCGCCGAAUUUCCAUGAUGUGGAUAUCCGCAGGAUACAAAGUAAUCCUGUGCGAGAAGUCAAUGGAUGACUACGACGGCGCAGUGGACUACAUCACAGAGAACAAAGACAAGCAAGCCGCGAAGCUAGGCACGGAGGUCGCAGAGUUGAAAGUCACCGAUUCUCUGCAAGAAGCUGCCGGAAAUGCAUGGAUGGUGAUUGAAGCCGUGCCCGAGAAGCUGGAGAUGAAGAUCGAGAUCCUGGCUGAAAUCGACGCCAUCGCCCCGCCGGACUGUGUAAUCGCCAGCAACUCGUCCUCGCUGCGGACCAGCCAGAUGAUCGUCAAAACGAAGAACAAUUACCGCAUCUGCAACGGUCACUACUAUAUGCCGCCGGAGCAGACGUACUACGAGGUCAUGUCGUGUGGCCAGACGGACCCGGACAUCUUUCCGUUUUUGAUGGAGAAGGCUGCCAGUGCGGGUUUCCAGCCUGUUCAUGCCAAGGUUGAGUCGACGGGUUUGGUUUUCAAUCGGAUCUGGGCGUCCAUCAAGCGAGAGGUGUUGCUCGUCCUUGCUGAGGGGGUGAGCGAUGGCCAUACCAUUGAUGAGAUGUUCAAGGGCUGGUUCAAGGCCGCCAAGGGCCCUUGUCAGAUGAUGGAUACGGUUGGAUUGGAUACUGUGUACAAUAUCGAGGUUGUGUAUACUGAGCAGCGUGACCUAGACACCACUGCUAGGGACUGGCUGAAGGAGACCUAUGUUGAUAAAGGCAAUUUGGGAGCCAAAACUGGAAAGGGACUGCUUGGAUAG
This is a messenger RNA of Penicillium salamii, 858 nucleotides long. Lineage: Eukaryota; Fungi; Ascomycota; Eurotiomycetes; Eurotiales; Aspergillaceae. The record is from the annotation of a GenBank genome assembly.